AAAGCUGUAACGGUUUUAUUCGUGUCCAGUCCAACACUUUAGCUGAAUGAAUGAACAUCAGCAGUGUGUUAAAGACCUGAAUAACAAACAGCACAAAAUACACCACAGAUCUUCAGUUCUUCAAAACAAACUCAGGAGAAUGUCUGAAAGAAGAGAGAACAAUGUCCGUGAAAGUCAAGAGUCUCAAGAAGGGAUGAGAAGCAACUCCCAAACCUUUCCCAACCAAAUUGUUGAGGCUUUUCACAAUGGAACCACCAGAAUGCGGUCUUGGUUCUGUGGCAAAGAAGAUGAAUAUUUGAAAGAAGAACUGAUAAGAUCUACGCAAUCCCUUCACCACUACAUACACAAAUACUUUAACAUCACUAACAGACUGUCGGCGAUCCUCAAUACUCAGAUGAAUCAAAACAACUUACCUGCAGUCUCAGCGAAUGACAGUGAAAGUAUUGAGCAGAACUGUGUCAGGGUUAGACAGGUUAUGAGCCAAAUCCUUGGCCUAUGUGAAAGGGAGGACAAACGUGUUCAGAAGAGCGUUGAACCUGCACUUUAUGAAAAGAUUGCCUUCUCUGUUGGGUCACUGGAAGAAAAGGCUACAGUGUUAAAGGACCUGCAAGAUGAAAAAAUGGGUGUCUUGGGGAAUGUCUUCUGUCCUGUAGUCACUGUUCAGCUGGCCAGAAGUAAUCUGACAAAUGUAAUGCCUCCAGUGGAACUGCUUAAAUCUCAGCCCGUUUCAUCAUUCGUCCUGUUGGGAGAUCUCGAGCAGAGCAGUAAAACAAUCACUAAGCUUCUGUGUGGAUCGCAAAACCAUCAAAAGAACCUUGACGAAGGCAUACAGUUAAUGCAAGAUCUCCUUUCUAUUCUGAAGCCGCCCUGUGACUCCUACAAUGAUAUUCUUUGUGAAGUGGAAGCCUAUGUGAAGAUCAUAUCCAAGAAGAUGUAGGAGAGAAUUAAAAAAGUUAGAGAGUAAAUAAAAGAGUUAAACAUAGCAAAUGUACUUUUAAUA
Messenger RNA from Paramisgurnus dabryanus, 1000 nucleotides. RefSeq lists its product as uncharacterized. The record is from RefSeq and is a predicted model, not a curated record. Lineage: Eukaryota; Metazoa; Chordata; Actinopteri; Cypriniformes; Cobitidae.